AUGGAACAAAAAAAUAAAAAGAUCAUCAUCGUUGGUGCCGGUGUAUUUGGAGUAUCAACAGCUUACCAUUUGGCAAAGUCGGGCUAUAAAGAUAUCACGCUUAUGGACAAGCAGCCAUAUGAAACUAAUUUUUAUGAAUCUGCUGAAAAUACUGCAGACGCUGCUUCAAGCGAUUUAUCGAAAAUUAUUAGAUUUUCUCAUUACAACAAAGACUACCAGGAAUUGGCUAUGGAUGCUAUUGUCGAAUGGGACAAAUGGAAUGAAAGUAUCAGUAAGUCAGAUGAUUUACCUCAGGGCCUCGAUAAUGAUCCUAUUUAUGUCAAGUCAGGAUAUGCUCGUUACUAUACUGAGGAUUUUACACGUAAUGCCGAAGAAGUCGAAAACUCGAAAUCAUUCAAAAGAGUUGGGCUCGAGGAUACACAGUACGACCUGAACAAUGAAAGAGAUCGAUAUAGAGCUAAAUUUUCGGGUCUUAGCCACAGACUUGAUCCGUUGAAGCUAUAUAAGAAGAAGGACAUCAAAGGAGAUGAAAUAAAAGCUCAUCUCGAUAUUACUGCGGGAUUCGCAUAUGCUUCUCGUGCCACGUACUAUUGUUUGUACCUUGCAAAGAAGUUAGGUGUCAAAACUGUUUUUGGUCCUCAAACUGGCUCUUUUAAAGAGUUCAUAAAAGUAGGUAAAAAGGUUAAGGGCUUAGUUACAAUGGACGGUAAACUGCACCCUGCAGAUCUCGUUAUUGUGGCUUGCGGUGCUUGGUCUCCCAAGAUUGUUCCAGAAUUGCAAGGUAUCAACCAAGCUACUUCUGGUAAUAUUCUUAUCAUUAAAAUCCCAGAGGAACGCAAAGAUCUUAUUGAAAAAUACAGUGUUAAAAACUUUCCUGUUGUGGCCUGGGAAUCAUAUGAGAAGAAAGAUGAUGUUGGCGGUGUUUUCUUUUUUCCUCUUAUACAGCCAGGCAAUUAUUUGAAGUUUGGUGCAAGACUCACAAGAUAUACGAAUCCAAAGAAGGUCAAUAAUAAAGUAAUAUCUGUUCCCAUUACCGAAUCUGAGGAUCCUGCUGGUGCCAAGAUCCCUGCUGAUGCCAUUUCUACUGUCUCUAUGUUUAUCAAACGGUAUAUGCCCGACAUAGCUCAUUUACCUUUCCAUAAGGUAAGAAUGUGCUGGUACUCUGAGACCAUUAAUGAUGACUUUUUGAUAGAUUGGGUGCCUGAUAAUGAAGGUCUUUUUGUCUGUGGUGGCUCUUCAGAACAUGGCUUUAAGUUUUUACCAACAAUUGGCCUAUUCGCAGUAGAAAGACUCAACGGUGCAAAUGGUAGAUUUAAUAAAAGGUUUGCAUGGAAGAAAGCAUCUACUAAGGAUAGUAAGUUGUUCGAGUCUAAUUUAAAAAGUUUGAAUAUUAGCGAUAUAGAACUCAAGAGUAAAAUUUAA
Molecule: messenger RNA, 1422 nt
Organism: Priceomyces carsonii
Lineage: Eukaryota; Fungi; Ascomycota; Pichiomycetes; Serinales; Debaryomycetaceae
Product: NAD(P)/FAD-dependent oxidoreductase
Exons: 1
Coding region: 1-1422 (473 amino acids)
Molecular function (GO): flavin adenine dinucleotide binding; sarcosine oxidase activity
Source: RefSeq, a predicted model, not a curated record